CGGCAUGGACGUGUCGCAGCAGCAACACCAGCUGGAGCAGCAGCAACUGGAGCAGCAACAGUAGUAGCAUCAACUGGCCAACGGUCCGCCAACCAGCAGCAACAGAUCAUACUGCCAAUUCUUCAGAUUACUUUUUUUUGCAUUUUUUUUGCAUUUUUUUUUCCUUUUUUUUUUUGUUCGUUCGCUGGAGGGCCUGCGAAAGAGCCAAAAAUAAACCAAAGUGCGCAUACAAUUUGAGUGGAGCUGCCUUGAGUGCAGAGUACCGAACUUGUUAGUGGUACCAGUAUAAAAAAAAAAUAAAAAAAAAAACUAAAAAGAUAUAGUGUCGAACAGUGAGUGAGUUCAAAUUCAGUUUCAGUUUCAGUCCGAAGGGAAAGGGAUUAAAAGGCGCAAAAAACUUUUUGGCGCACAAAAGUAGGCAACAGCAGCGCCAACUUUCUGGAUCCUUCUCGUCCGGCACCAUCCAUCUCGUCGCCCACCGAGACACUGCCAAUUAAGGUUGCCACAGUCACUGCCAAGAAACUAAGACUCUAGCCAGUAGCGAAUAAGUUGCCCAAGAACGACUGCCACUGCCAUCAGCAGCAACAACAAUAGACCAGCUUUGGCACCACCAUCACCACCACCAGCAAAAAACAAGAGCAAUACAGCUGCAAUACAAGCAACAAGAACGUGUUGCUGCCACAAAACGCAGCAGCCGCAACGAGAGCGUCAUCUCUGCCCUUCGCACGCCUCUGCGGGUCUCCCCAACAGAAGAUGCAGCUUGCCAGGACUGCCAGGAUCGAAACCAAUUCUGCCCGGGCGUGUCACCGGCAACGAUUCUAUGAACCCAAUGCCGAAGUACGCUGGCAGCACUCCGAGCACUAAACCGGCUUAGUGGAGCCACUACUACCCCGGAUCCGAACAGCGGAGGUAUCAUCGGAGGAACUAUGAUAACGAGACUCUAUAACACCGAAGAGGAUCCCGCCUACUGCUCGUUCAUCUGGGGCUCCAAUCUGACCAGCAGCGCCGAGGUCCUGGCCGCCAAUGCCACGUCCGUCUUUAGCAGCGACCUGCGGGACGACUUCUAUCGGGAUGUGGAGGAUCCGCGGACCGAAUCGCUGAGGGAGUACUGCUACGGCCUGGUGCUGCCCAUCAUCUGCGCCAUGGGCAUCAUCGGCAACGUGCUCAACCUGAUUGUGCUCACCAGGCGCAACAUGCGUGGCACCGCCUACAUCUACAUGAGGGCCUACUCCACCGCCGCCCUUUUGGCCAUCGUGUUCGCCAUCCCCUUCGGCAUCCGCAUGCUGGUGCACAAGGAUCGAGGCCAGUGGGAGGAGUUCGGGCCCGCCUUCUACACCGCCCACUUGGAGCUUUAUUUGGGCAACGGCUGUUUGGGCGUCGGCGUAAUGAUGUUACUAGUACUGACCAUCGAGCGUUACGUGUCCGUUUGCCACCCCGGAUUCGCUCGACCGGUGAUGGGACCACCUGGCGUUGUGGUCUUCCUCACCUGCUUGGCCACGGUGAUCGUCUACCUACCGAGCAUCUUCCGCGGUGAGCUGAUCAAGUGCAUCUUCGGCUCGAGCGACGUCUAUGUGUACUUGCGACGCGACAAUACGAUCUACCAGCAGACCAUCUUCUACCGCGUCUACAAGAUCAUGCUCGAGGUGAUCUUCAAGCUGGUGCCCACUCUGGUGAUCGGGGGCCUCAACAUGCGCAUCAUGAUGGUCUACAGGCGGACCUGCGAGCGCCGCAGGCAGAUGGUAUUGAGCCGCCCACACGCCCACGGAUAUAUGAAGGACGACGAUCCACGCAAGUUCGCCGAGGAGCGGCGAUUGUUCCUGCUGCUCGGCAGCACCUCGAUCUUGUUCCUCGUCUGCGUCUCGCCCAUGGCCAUUCUCCACAUGACGAUCGCCUCGGAGGUCUACCCGAGCUUCCCGUUCCAGGUGUUCCGGGCCAGCGCCAAUCUGCUGGAGCUGAUCAACUACUCGCUGACCUUCUACAUCUACUGCCUGUUCAGCGAGGACUUCCGCAACACCCUGGUGCGGACCAUCAAGUGGCCCUGGCUCAAGGGCAAGUUCUGCCACCAGGCCGAGCACGAGGUGAGUGGCAGUCCACCGGCCACCGCCGGGACUGUAGCAGUAGCCGGAAUCGGAAUCGGACCCGGAACCGGAAACGGACCGGGAACAUCAAGCCGAACUAAAUCUAAUUUUCAUCCGGCAAUACCGGCGCUGACUCUCACCCCCGCAGAACCCGAGGACCGCCCCCGGCUUGCCAAUGGCGUGCUUCACUAAGGUGGACAAGGGCCAUCAGAAGCACCAUAUUACCACCACCUCGGGCCUGGGACGAUCGAGUAGCAUUUAGCCAACGCCCAACACCCACCAACACCACCACCACAACUACCCAUCCGCUACUCGAGACCCUACUUCCGAACUCCGAGAACCCUCCCAGCCCAGAGUAACCCCAACACCAUCCACUAACAUCAAUUCCCCCCAGGUCGCCGAGGUGUGAAUACCCUUUUUCUGCUCUCGCUUAAGAUCCUGCGACUCUCGAUGUGUUUAGAUUGCGUUAAACGAUAAACGAUUAGCGAUAAACGAUAAACGAAAAAAUAACCAUAAAAGAUAUCCAGCGCCACGCAUUGCGUAUAUAAGUGUCUGUGUAUGUGUGUGUUCCUUAAAAGUAUAUAUAACUACAUAUAUAUGAAUAAAUUUUUUUUGGUAGCACUAGGAUUAGGGAUAAAUUCAACUUAAUCGAAAACGCAUCAAUAAUCGGCAGAAAAAGUAAGCGAUAGCAGGAGUUCAACCAUCGAUAGGUAAAAUCAGUUCGAUUACUGGAAAGCUGGCCACUUGAGCCAAGGAGAACCAAGAAAUAGCUUGAAGGAUUUGUAUGUCGCAGGAUCAGGAUCCUUAAACACAGUUAGAGAUGCAGGUAUGAAGAUAUCGUAAAUGGAUAGCUUGCCAUCCGAAAAUGAAGGAGCUCGUAUACAUUAGUUUUAGCAAAUUUUCACAGACAAAAUCAUACACAGAAACAGAACACCUACAGAACAUCAACAGACAGACAUAUAGACAGACAAGACGAACACACAACGAGAGAGAGCUAGACGUCGAUGAUAUACAGACAUACAAUACUUAUAUACACUUGCAUAUUUCUAUAUGUGAAUGAUAUUUAUGUAAACGACGUAUUUAUGUAUACACGCGUAACUUUAAGCGAAUAUAUUUAUAUAUGCAUAUAUGUAUCUAUUGAUUAUAGCAUUUAAGUGUGCGCAAGAGGAACCCUGAUUCCAACCCGGCCCCAGAUUCAGAUCCAGAUCAAGAUCCCAAUCGAGAUCUAGAUCCAUCUGGCAUCCUGAUGAGCCCUUUCGUCUGACGAAACUGUAUUGAUUGUUGCGUGUGUUGAGAUUGAAUUGUUAAGUUAAUUAAUUGUAGUCGCACUACUUAUAGUUCUACUUUUAAUUCUAGUUUUAAUUCGAGGACUAAGUUAUCUAGGUAUCUAGACUAAUCGACGCGAUUUGAGAUUCCCCCGUCCUUGGUUGUCAGUCUGAAGGGGAAGUCCCCUCCCCCGAACUCAAGCCGAAGGAACCCCUGCCCUCUGACCCCUUGCAGCACGCGUAGCUAUCUUAACUAAAUGUGUGUACCUAGUAUUAAAACAAAGCAAAGCAACCGAAACUUUUCAGUGAUGUCUAUUUACCCGCGCAACGAGAAGAGUCAGGAGUAGGUGCUUCGCAACCCAACGGCCAAGCUAUGGAUUGCAUUGCAUUAAACCUUCAAAUAUCUAAAUGUUUAUCUUACUGAAGAUGGAUUAGGAGUAGCGAUAUUCCAGGCGGUAUGGUUAUAACGAGUAGCGGUGUAGGUCUAUUUUUCGAAAUUCGAGAGGAGUUUCAAGAGAGCAGGUAGCUUACAUUGGCAGCGACUUUAGUGAAUAUAACCCGGGACAAAUUCUGAAAGUAUAUCGGAGCGAUAUAUUGGAUAAGCUUACGUGUUGAGAUCCUCCUCGAAAAAUUCUACGCAAUUUUAGGAAAUUCCUUAUGAUAAUGAUUACGGUUUCAUGAUCUAUGAAAUAUUUUAUGAGUUGUGUACCCUUGCAGAGGGUAUAAUGAUUGCAGUCAGAAGUUUGCAACGCAGUAAAAGGAGACGUUUCGACCCCAUAAAAUAUAUAUAUUCUUGAUCAGCAUUACUAAACGAGUCGAUCUAGCCAUGUCCGUCUGUGCGUUUCUACGCGAACUAGUUUUUCAGUUUUAAUAAUAAUGAAAAUAACUUCUUAUUAUAGCUUCAGUUUUUUUUUACAUAUUAUGUUCUAAUCUUAGAAACAUAGAAUAUUCGAAAAAAUAAUGAAAAUAACCUCUUUUAAUUGUAGCUUCAGUUUUUUAGACAUAUUUUGUUCUAAUCUUGGAAACAUAAUUUUUUAUGAUUUCAAAAUUUCAAAUUAAACUUUUAAAAAAUCAGACGACUAAAUCAUAAAGCUGCCAUAGAAACGAUCGGAUAAAAAUGGGAAACUAAUAGGAUUAUAAUUAUACAUCGUUAUUUUUGAUCAUAUUCUCUUCUACUCCAGUAACUUCUUUUAAUUAUAGCCUCAGUUUUUUUACGUAUUUUGUUCUAAUCUUAAAAACAUCAUUUUUUAUGAUUUCAAAAUAUCAUAUUAAAUUUUUAAAAAAUAAAACGACUAAAUCAUAUAACUGCCAUAGGAACAAUAGGAUAAAAAUUGGGAAACUAAUAGGAAAAUAAUUAUAUAUCAUUAUUUUUUAACAUAUUUUCUUCUAUUCCAGUAACUUUUUUUAAAUAUAGCUUCAGUUUUUUUUACAUACUCUGUUCUAAUCUUAGAAACAUCAUUUUUUAUGAUUUCAAAAUUUCAUAUUAAACUUUUAAAAAAUAAGACUACUAAAUCAUAUAACUGCCAUAGGAACAAUAGGAUAAAAAAUGGAAACGAAUAGGAAAAUAAUUAUACUUCGUUAUUAUUGAUCAUAUUCUCUUUUACUCCAAUAGCAUUUAUUCAUUAUUUCAUACUUACAAAAUAAAUUUCAUAAAAAUCGGAACACUUUAUCAUAUAGCGUCAUACAAAAGAUCGCCAAAUUAAUGCCAAAAUAUACAAUACAACAUAUACGCUAUAAAAUUUAAAUGUAAAAUUAUCUUUAUAUUUCUGUAAUUUUUUUUUAUUUUCUAAAAGUUGGAAAGCUCCUGUAUAUACACUGCUCCCAUAGGUACAACCUGCAAGGGUAUAUAAAAUUCGGCUUGCCGAAGCUAGUUUCCUUUCUUGUUGUUGGUGUUUUUAAGUAUUCCAUUUUAGUCACUUCUUCGGAAAAUGUUAUACAAAAUUGUUAAGUUUUUUCAAAAUAGAUAGGUUAAAGAAAACUUGAUAAAGCUUAUUAAAGAUGAGGGUUUCCGAAUAUAUACCAUAUUUUCAAAUAUGUUAAAUAGUUUUAAAAUAUAUUGCAUUGCAAUCUCAAACAAUAUCCAAAAAAAUAUAUAUCUGUUAUAUUUUAAACAAAUGGUAAAUUAUGAAUUUACAAAAUUUGAAUUUAAAAUAGUAAUAAUUUUUUCAAGGACCUACAUGAGCCGUUACAAAAAAAGUUACAUACUCGUCGGGAGGCAAAGAAUAUCCCUGCAUUUGGAAGCUACACAAGGUGAAUAAUCACAUUGAAUGGAAUUAGAUCUUUUUGUUUUCGUUUUCCAGAGCUCAGCUCAAAGCCAAGAGAGAAAUUAAUAUUUAGGAAAGUAGAUGAACGAAUUGAAAAAAGUGAAAUGUCAGGCAACUUGAGGCAUUUAGGACACCAGAAACCCGGAAAUCAGAACAGGCAGCACGAAGGCAAAUUAAGAAUAUCCAAAAAUAGAGUCAGAGCAGCGUGAACGAAAGCAGAUGGAGUUUAAACGAAUAAACCAUUCAAUACAUUGCAUAACUUACCAUUAACAGCAUUCAAAUAUUCCAUACGAAAAGAAUUUUAAUUGGUGUCAAAGUUAAAUGAAUAAAAAAAUUUUGAGGCAUGCCAA
Molecule: messenger RNA, 5957 nt
Organism: Drosophila suzukii
Lineage: Eukaryota; Metazoa; Arthropoda; Insecta; Diptera; Drosophilidae
Product: probable G-protein coupled receptor B0563.6
Biological process (GO): G protein-coupled receptor signaling pathway
Cellular component (GO): membrane
Molecular function (GO): G protein-coupled receptor activity
Source: RefSeq, a predicted model, not a curated record